AUGUCCUACAACUGCUCCACAAGAAACUGCUUUUCCAGGCCAACUGGAGGACACUGCGCUGUCCCGGUGGCCCCAGUUGCCACGGCUUCUACCCAGGAUGCCGACUGCCUGAGCGGUAUCUAUUUGCCCAGUUCCUUCCAGACUGGCUCCUGGCUCCUGGAACACUGUCAGGGGACCACUUGUGAGUCCGCUCCGUGCCAGCCCACCUGUUACCAGCCAAAUCCUUGUGCCUCCAGCGCUGGACAGGUGACCUGCUCUCGACAGACCACCUGUGUCUCUAAUCCUUGCUCAACCACCUACAGCCGGCCAGUCACCUUUGUCUCUAGUGGCUGUCAGCCCCUGGGUGGCAUCUCUACCGUGUGCCAGCCAGUAGGAGGAGUCUCCACGGUCUGCCAACCAGCCUGCGGGGGCUCCAGGACGUACCAGCGGUCCUUCAUGUCCAGCUGUCGGAGAACUUGCUAAGUGCGUGGGAGCCAGUGAGCGGAUCAAGUCUCCAGGACCCGCCAGCGGUGUUUCCAGGCUCGUCCAGGAAGCUGCCUGUCCCUGAACAACUCUUCCUUGCUGAUGCCUCUUCUG
Molecule: messenger RNA, 576 nt
Organism: Suricata suricatta (meerkat)
Lineage: Eukaryota; Metazoa; Chordata; Mammalia; Carnivora; Herpestidae
Product: keratin-associated protein 11-1
Exons: 1
Coding region: 1-462 (153 amino acids)
Cellular component (GO): keratin filament
Molecular function (GO): structural molecule activity
Source: RefSeq, a predicted model, not a curated record